UCACUAUCUCCGUGCUGCCACAACUUCUAUUUUCUGCGCAACAGCUCGACGAUUUGCCAGGGCUAGUGUUUUUUGCGCCAUUCUUUUUCAGUCCUACCGUUUGUUUUAAUAUCUCAUUUUCUUCUUCUUGUCUUGUCUUCAAUCUGUCAUCAGACUUCGGUAUUCGCAAUGUCUUUUGGAGCACAGACUCCAACCAUCGUCGUCCUCAAGGAGGGCACGGACUCUUCUCAGGGAAGGGGUCAGAUUCUUUCCAACAUCAACGCUUGUUUGGCGGUUCAGGGCACCAUUAAGAGCACUCUCGGACCCUACGGAGGAGACCUUUUGCUCGUUGACGCAAAUGGAAGACAAACCAUUACAAAUGAUGGCGCUACCGUGAUGAAGCUCCUCGACAUUGUCCACCCCGCUGCCCGAAUUCUUACCGACAUUGCCCGCUCUCAGGAUGCUGAGGUCGGAGACGGUACCACAUCGGUGGUUGUUCUCGCCGGCGAGAUUUUGAAGGAGGUCAAGGACCACGUGGAGGCAGGCGUGAGCUCUCAGGUCAUCAUCAAAGGUCUGCGGAGAGCGUCCGCCAUGGCGGUCAACAAGAUCAAGGAGAUUGCUGUGAACACAGCGGACGGAAACAAGAGAGAGACAUUGAGCAAACUGGCAGCAACUGCCAUGAGCAGCAAACUUAUUCACAGAAACUCCGACUUUUUCACCAAGAUGGUGGUCGACGCUGUUCUUUCGCUCGACCAGGACGAUCUCAACGAAAAGCUUAUCGGUAUCAAGAAGAUCCCCGGUGGUGCUCUCCAAGACUCGCUCUUCGUCAACGGUGUCGCCUUCAAGAAAACCUUCUCUUACGCCGGUUUCGAGCAGCAGCCCAAAUCGUUCAAGCAGCCCAAGAUUGUGUGUUUGAACGUCGAACUUGAGCUGAAGAGCGAAAAAGACAAUGCCGAAGUCCGUGUAGAGCAGGUGUCAGAAUACCAAGCCAUUGUGGAUGCGGAAUGGCAGAUCAUCUACAACAAGCUCGAGGCGUUAUACAAGACCGGUGCCAAGGUCGUUCUCAGCAAGCUGCCCAUUGGUGACUUGGCUACUCAGUACUUUGCCGAUAGAGAUAUUUUCUGCGCUGGCCGGGUGUCGUCGGAAGAUAUGGAGCGCGUAGUACAGGCCGUCGGAGGUAGCAUCCAGUCAACGUGCUCGGACAUCCAGCCUGAGCAUCUCGGAACUUGCGACAGCUUCGAGGAGAGACAGAUUGGUGGAGAGCGUUACAAUUUCUUUGAGGGCUGCCCCGCGGCCAAGACAUGCACUUUGGUGUUGCGAGGUGGUGCUGAGCAGUUCAUCGCCGAAGUUGAACGAAGUCUACACGACGCCAUCAUGAUAGUCAAGCGUGCUAUCCAACACAACAGCAUCGUCGCCGGUGGUGGUGCUUGCGAGAUGGAAAUUUCUGCUUAUCUCCACACGUAUGCCGAUAAAAACAUUCCUCAUAAACAACAAUCCAUCAUCAAGGCGCUCGCCAAGGCGCUCGAGGUCAUUCCUCGCCAGCUGUGCGACAACGCUGGCUUCGAUGCCACCGACAUUCUCAACCGGCUCCGGGUCGAGCACCGGAAGGGCAACACAUGGGCUGGAGUGGACUUUGUCAAUGAAGGCAUUGCCAACAACCUGGAGCGGUUUGUCUGGGAACCUAGCCUCGUCAAGGUGAACGCUCUGCAGGCAGCGGUUGAAGCAAGCUGCUUGAUUCUCAGCGUCGACGAAACUAUCAAGAACGAAGAAUCCGCCGCUCCUCAGGCUCCGUCGCGGGGUCUGCCUCCGGGUGCUGCCCAGCGAGCCCUUCGCGGCCGCGGACGGGGUAUGCCCAGGAGGUAAAUAUGCCGACGAUCUAUUAGUGGUGCCAGUUACGAAUAGUGCCAUGUAUAGCAUAGCAAGUUUAGUUUCUUGUUCAUCUCACAUCAGGACAGGGAAUGAUAGAAUGCAAAAAGCCUUGAUUUAAAUUCACAAUUUUGUAUUCAUUUUGAUAUAUUGUAGAAUUCUAUGGUUUCAGGGGAAGG
Xylona heveae TC161 is the source of this 2024-nucleotide messenger RNA. RefSeq lists its product as hypothetical. Gene Ontology annotation, cellular component: chaperonin-containing T-complex. Gene Ontology annotation, biological process: protein folding. Lineage: Eukaryota; Fungi; Ascomycota; Xylonomycetes; Xylonales; Xylonaceae. The record is from RefSeq and is a predicted model, not a curated record. Bases 169 to 1842 code for a protein of 557 amino acids. Gene Ontology annotation, molecular function: ATP hydrolysis activity; ATP-dependent protein folding chaperone; ATP binding. The transcript has 7 exons.